UGGAAUCGUAACAUUUUCGAGUUUUUAUUUGGAGUUGAAUAUUAGAAAAAAUUGUGAGGCAAUUGUCAUUGCAUUAAAAUUGACAAUUUCGCAAGCGAUAGAUCCUAAAUCAGUAGCGAAGCGGUAAAAUGGUUUAUAGAUUCAUAGAACGGUAUUCAAUUUUCUUUUAUUUGUUAGGCAGGCUUCAUGAAAAUCAACGCAAGACGAUUGUACUCAUGAAAACCGCCUUACUUUCUCCAUUAUAUCUCCAUAUAGAUAUCUAUAAUCAUAGUUACGGCUACAAUAAUACCUACGAAUAGUUAAAUUAUAGCCGAAUAGAUCGGCUAUAAUAGAAAACGUUUCAUGGAUUUUUUUUAAAGCGAAAGGGCUAGUCCUCAGCUUCACAUUCCAACAAUGAUUUUCAAAUACAACCUUCCCGCCAUUUACUAAUGCGCCUGCCCCCCGGAGUGGGGGGUGCACCCAAAAACGCGCGCCAGACAAAGCAUCACAUUGCAUCACAUUUCGCUCUAAACAAGAUGGCUGACAUGGAGCAACGUAGUAAAGAGAGUUCGGUUGCGGGUCAAAAAGAAACAAUGGUGAAACAGGAAAAAAGGGAUAAUGCGUUCACGAACGGUAGCAAAGGGUCGGGGGACGAUGCUGACAGUGUCGAGGAGAUGCCACUGGACAUUGGGGAGCAUUACCUGGUGCGAAGAUCCGACGACUCCUGGCAUCCAGCCGAAAUAAUCCAGACUCGAUUCAACGAUGGCGAAGGACAUUACGAGUAUUACGUUCACUACGAAGGCUACAACAGAAGACUGGACGAGUGGGUGCCGAGGGACAGAAUCAUGUCAAGUAGGUUCGACAUGUCGGACACCAGUUGGAAGACCAGUGAGAACGCCCCAGCUGGUGAUCUCCUAGCCGAUUCGUCGGACAGAAAAAUCACGAGAAAUCAGAAGAGAAGGCACGACGAGAUCAACCACAUUCAGAAGACUUAUGCAGAGAUGGAUCCAACGACUGCUGCCCUGGAGAAAGAGCACGAAGCCAUAACUAAAGUCAAAUACAUCGACAAAAUUCAAAUUGGGCGGUAUGAAAUCGACACGUGGUACUUCAGCCCUUACCCUGAGGAGUACGGAAAACAACCGAAAUUGUGGAUUUGUGAAUAUUGCCUCAAGUAUAUGAGACUGGAGAAGACUUAUCGAUAUCACAUGAGUGAAUGUACUCACAGACAACCGGUAGGAAAAGAAAUAUACAGAAAAGGUACACUAAGUAUUUGGGAAGUGGAUGGAAGAGAGCACAAGAUUUACUGUCAAAAUUUGUGCCUCCUUGCUAAACUGUUUCUAGACCACAAGACCCUUUACUUCGAUGUGGAGCCAUUUCUAUUUUACAUUCUGUGUGAAGUCGAUAAGCAUGGAGCACAUCUUGUUGGAUACUUCUCAAAAGAAAAGGAGUCUCCAGAUGGCAAUAACGUUGCGUGCAUCCUGACGCUGCCACCCUUCCAACGACAGGGGUAUGGGAAAUUACUCAUUGCUUUUAGUUAUGAAUUGAGUAGGAUCGAACAGGCAGUGGGGAGUCCGGAGAAGCCACUCAGUGAUCUGGGGAAACUCUCGUACAGGAGCUAUUGGAGCUGGAUUCUUCUGGAGAUUUUGAGGGAUUUCAGGGGCACACUCAGCAUCAAAGACUUGAGCCAAAUGACGUCCAUCUCCCAAACCGACAUAAUCUCGACCCUCCAAAGUAUGAACAUGGUGAAAUACUGGAAGGGACAGCACGUGAUCUGCGUCACCCCAAAACUAGUUGAAGAGCACAUAAAAAGCAGUCAGUACAAGAGACCCCGUCUCGCAGUGGACAGCACAGCUCUCCGGUGGGGUGCACCACCCCGUAAGAACGUCAAACCCGGAAAAAAGUGCUGAAAACUCCCGAGGAAAGCCCCAGGAAGUCAAAGUAAACUCCCAAACACGAGCCAGACUAAUUACGAUUAAUCCAGAGCCUCGAUAAUAUUAUCGUUUCCAGCUUGAUGUAAUCGUGCUAGUUCUCCCCUGCGUCGAGAAAGGAAAAACCCAGAUAUUCGUGGUUUAUGACAAAUCGCCAGUGUGAAAAUGAAACCCUAGAGGGACUUAUGGAGUGCAACCAGAGCUGAAUAAAAUCCCAAGUGAAUUAAAGAAUAAUUAAAAUGAGUUUGAUUGGAAGAUUCGUGAAUAUUCGUCAUUCCGGGUACAUCAGACCUGACAAAUAAUAUGUUAUUUGGAAUACUUUGAUCCAGACGAAUGCAGGGAAUGCCUUGAAAUAUUUUCAUUUCAUAACGAGUGGAGAAUUGAUUGAUGAAGGCAAGAAUGGCAGAAUAUCAUAACCAUUUUCAAGACUUAAUAAAUUAAAUAAGUAUCGCAUGAGAGAAAUUGUUGGUAAUUCAGAUGAAAAAAAAUUCUUUGAGUAAAAUAUUAAUUAAGGUGAUUGGCAGAAUGAGAGAAUAUAACAAUAUUCUGAACUUGACAAAUUGAAUGAAAUAAAAUGAAAUACAAUAUCCCAGACACGAA
Messenger RNA from Diachasma alloeum, 2507 nucleotides. RefSeq names its product histone acetyltransferase KAT8 (gene mof). Gene Ontology annotation, molecular function: histone acetyltransferase activity. The record is from RefSeq and is a predicted model, not a curated record. Gene Ontology annotation, biological process: regulation of DNA-templated transcription. Bases 429 to 1886 code for a protein of 485 amino acids. NCBI's taxonomy places the organism in Eukaryota, Metazoa, Arthropoda, Insecta, Hymenoptera, Braconidae. The transcript has 7 exons.